Choloepus didactylus (southern two-toed sloth) is the source of this 2877-nucleotide messenger RNA. It is a transcript of the gene HAVCR1, whose product is annotated as hepatitis A virus cellular receptor 1. The record is from RefSeq and is a predicted model, not a curated record. The transcript has 12 exons. Gene Ontology annotation, biological process: positive regulation of mast cell activation; phagocytosis, engulfment. The coding region runs from base 155 to 1324 and encodes 389 amino acids. Gene Ontology annotation, molecular function: phosphatidylserine binding; virus receptor activity. NCBI's taxonomy places the organism in Eukaryota, Metazoa, Chordata, Mammalia, Pilosa, Megalonychidae. Gene Ontology annotation, cellular component: cell surface.
CCAACCAUCCUUUAUAAGCCCUUCUGUCCCCUUGGCUCGGGGCUGUCGCCAUUUUCUUAGGCUUCGGCCUGCCUGUGCACAGCCGGACAAUAAAACUCUUUUUGAUCGAGUUUUCAUCUCUUCUCUAUUGAAAAACCUAACGGCUGAUACCACGAUGCAUACCCAGGUGAUCAUUGCAGGUCUCUUAGUGCUUCUCACAGGUGCUGUUGUUUCUUACCCACAAGUGAGAGGAGUGGUGGGUCAGUCUGUGACACUGCCCUGCACCUACCCGGUGAUUAAUGGAGAUAUUCAUACCAUGUGUUGGGGCCGAGCGGGAUGUUCUCAGAGCGGAUGCAUGCAUGAAAUCAUCCGGACGAACGGAGUCCACGCCAUCUUUCAGAGGCACGAGCGUUAUCAGCUAAAGGGAAAAAUUCCGGAAGGGAAUGUGUCUUUGACCAUACAGGAUGCAAACCAGAUCGACACUGGUCUGUAUUGUUGCCGUGUUGAAUACAGGGGUUGGUUUAAUGAUAGGAAACUCACACUGUCAUUGGAGAUUAGACCAGCCUCCGUUACCAAUGUUCCAACAUCACCUAAGGUCUCUACCUCUGCUCCUCCAACGCCAGCACUGACGCAGAGCCACAAACCAGCCUCCGUUACCAAUGUUCCAACAUCACCUAAGGUCUCUACCUCUGCUCUUCCAACGCCAGCACUGACGCAGAGCCACAAACCAGCCUCCGUUACCAAUGUUCCAACAUCACCUAAGGUCUCUACCUCUGCUCCUCCAACGCCAGCACUGACGCAGAGCUACAAACCAGUGGCUACUUCACCUUUCCCAAAGCAGUCAGCAACAACCCAUUUUCAGAUAACCCAGGAAACAAGGAUGCAACCCACCAGCUCACCAGGCCACCAGGACACAUCAGCUACUUCACCUUUCCCAAAGCAGCCAGCAACAACCCAUUUUCAGAUAACCCAGGAAACGAGAAGGACGCAACCCACCAGCUCACCAGGCCGCUGUGACACAUCAGAUGGGAAUGGCACUGUGACACAGUCUACAGAUGGCCUUUGGCAUGGAAAUCAAACUGGGGUGUCCCUGGUACAAGAGCCAGGGAUGACCACCGCUAACGGAGUCUACAUCGGCAUUGGUAUUUUUGCUCUGGUGCUUCUCAGUGUUCUAGCUGUCAUGAUUAUUAAAAGGCAUUUAUACAUAAGAAAUAAGCUACAGCAAUUAAGAGUGGUUUCAUUCAAUGGCUCUCACAUUGGAGCUUUACAAAGAGCAGCUGAAAACCGUGUCAAAGCAGAAGACAAUAUUUACAUUGUUGAGGACAAUCUCUAUGUCAUGGACUAAGAUCCAGCAGCCCUCUAGGGUUUUAUUGUGACUGCAGAAGACAGUGACCAUUUAUCACCAUGACAGACUCCUUUUUAGGCUCCAGGGACAUUUCUCUGUGUCAGUUUCACCUGGCAUCUCAACAUGUUGCAGAGACAUCCAGUAGAAUGACUCUAGCUCAAACAUGUGUGCAGUCAACCUCAUUGGUGAUAUACUCCUAACUAUCCUAAAACUGGCUUAAUCUUUCCAGUCAUCAUAGAGCUCUCUCCAAAAUAUGAAAGCUUUAGAAUUGCAUAUUCUCUUCAGACUCGAUGAAUGCUGUAUCUAUCAAAAAGAAUAGUUGUGGAGGAGAUAGGAAAUGAACUCCUAUCUUUGUCACCAAACUGUCAAGAAGAGAGGAAGAGGACUUACAAUCUGUAAAUCCAGUUUGGGACUUCAAAGGGCUUCACGUGGGAGCAUGCAUGCUUAUCUCUUUGUUUUUAAGAUUGUAAUUCUAGAUGUUACAUUUCUAAGGUCCUCUGAGGCUUUCAAAUCAUGGAGGUGCACAGGUUUUUAUUUCCCCUGUGGGGACGUAAGAAGUCUAAUCUCACCAUUUUGGUACAUCUGGUUCCUUAUCUUGGGCUCUGGAAAUAUGAUGCAUUAAGGGCUUUCCCUGAGACCAGGAUGGGUAUUUCAACAAUUUGAAGAAGCUAGAAGACUGCAUUUGCUGUGUGUGGUUUCUGGUGCCAUCUCCAGUUUGAUAGGGUAGUGAGUAUGAGCCAAGGACACAUCAGGAAAAGAUUACCAAUUGACAUCUGAUUCAGCCAUUUAUGGCGUGUCUGCUCUGUCUGGGCACCAGCAGGUUCUCUGAAGUAAAUAUUAGAAUCAGGCAGGGCUGAAAAGAAAAAAAAAAAAAAAAAUUAGGGAAGAAGGGAAAAGGCUUUCUGAGUUAUCAAAAAUUCAUUAGAAAAGAUAUUUUGCAAAUAUAAUAACAGAGUGUCUGUCAGUAGUUUCAACUGAAAUUCUAGACUUCUAAAUUGUCCCCAGGCCACUUUGAUAUUUAAAAUUGUUUCAGAAGGGUGAAGGGUCUUUCUCAUAUCUAAUCAAUUCCAAUACAAUUUGUUUUUCAAAGAUUCAAUAAAGUAUUGAUUUUGCCAAAGCAGAUAAACAAAAGCCUGUUGUAGCUGCAUCUUCAGUUAUUGGUUGGAAAUGUGGUCAACUCAUUUUCACAUCGAUUUCCAAGGGUGGGAGUUAUCAGAAGAGAGACAUGUCUGUGUGAACAGUUAACAAAGCUGGGUGCUAAUUUCAGUUUCAAAAGUAAACCCUGAGAUAAUUCAUGCCUAGUGUUCCAUUCUGAGCAAUUCACACCACAGUGGUCUAAGAGGGCAGGAUGCUUGUUUCCUAAGGCAACAUUUUCUACACUGCUCUGCAGAGUUCUAGGAAAUUAAUAUGUCCGUAAUAAAUAAUGGUUUUGUGGACAAAUGAAAUUGGGAAACAUUGUAUAUGGGAUUUCCCAAACAGGACCAGCCUGAUCUGGCCUAAAAAUAUGUUGUGUUCAAUCUAUGGUGCUUUCUUCAUCUUUAAUAAAAAACAGU